GACGCACGCACACGGUGAGGAAGACGGAACGCGCGUGGAGGUAAGGACAGGGUCUGCGAGAGAGAUAGAGAUAUCGAUAGCGGUUGUACGAGAGCAAGACGAGCAUAGAGAGAGGAAGAGGAGCGGCGGGGCGGGACGGGGCAACGACAGAGACGGAGUGAGGUGUACGUAAUGAGAGGGAGCGAGUCGCGCAGCUGCGUCAUGUUCUCAACGAACUGGGUCAGUAGGUCUCCCCACCGCGCUCCGCGUCGCACAUCUACCGCUCGUAUACACACAAGCGCGAACGCUGGUGCCGUCGGGGAGUGCCAACGGCGUUGCUGUUGACCCAGCCGCGGCCUGUACGUGGCCCGCGCGCGACGCUCACCCGUCGUCGAGCUUCUACCUGGCGGCUCACCCGUGCACUUUGAAAGUAAAAGAGUCUCUCGGCUUCUCGCCGCCGCGGCACGCGGGUUCCGCGUACCCCCUCGCCGCCGCCUUUUGCGAGAACGAAUUCCCCGACUCCACGCCCAAGAUGCGCGGAGAGAACCGAAAGAAAGAAGCGAAAAAAAAAGAAGAAAAAAAAAAUCCGAUCCCGCCCGAUACAUUCGCGGAAUGCGUCUUACGUCACUCGCAGGACCGGUCGCUUUCUCGGUUGCGAACCCGGUGAGAACUCCUCUUUCAUUCGCACACGGCCCGAUACGAGCCGUGUGCCACUCGUCUCCGAAAUUUUCGCGCAUAGUCGAAAAUACUCGUUUCCAAUUCGGAGGCGAAUGUAAGUACGAGACGUACGCUCGCCGCGAUUGAUGAAAAAAACGUCGAUGAAACGACGAAGACGGGACAACGAUAACGAGGCGGCGACGCGCUCGCACGCUCGCGGACAAUAUUUCUCCGGCCGACAUAGACCUGGUUCCGUAAGUAGGUCAUCCCCCGCCAUCGGUCGCGCAACCUCCUUCUCGCCCGGCCCUCCCCACCGGUACCUUCGACCACGGCAAUACCAGCCGCCCGUCCGCCUCCGCUCCGCCGCGACCGCGUGCUACUCGCCCCUCCCGCCCGCUCCGUCCCGAGCGAGCCUCACUCAGGCGGGCACCUCCACUCCGCACACCGUCGGGUACCUGGCCGCGCGCGGUGGCAUGCGCUGCUGAAUCACUUUCACUUAUGCCGUGCGCUGUGUUGGUUAUACUCCGCGCGCGCGUUUCGGCUCUCUCGCUUGCUCGCUCGUUAGUAUUGCGCCUCACUCUUUCUCUCUCUCUCUCUCUCUCUCUUUCUCUCUGUUUCUCGCCUCUCCGGCACUCGUUGCCCGUCGGUAAAGGGACACGCGCGCCUUCUCUCUAUACCCACCGAAACGUCGAAGGAGUCUGACAGUAGUGCGCGCCUCGGCACCGUUCUCCGUGUAUGGUUUCGCCCAAUUUUCCGUCCGCUCGGCCACCUCGGCGUCAUCGUAAACGCCGUCGCUCCGGUUUUUGGAGACGCGCCCGUCUGCUGGCAACGUGCGCAAUCGGCGCCGCGCCACGCGUUAUCGCGAAAUACGGGAGUGCGCGGCAGAAGAAAACAGCAACGUCGCAUCGUUUUUCUCGUCGCCGUCAUUGUCGUUCCCGUACCUCUCGUCGGCUCGCCGCUCGCAGGAAUAAUUCGGACGCACCAUUCGGACGUGUACCGUGUCAGAGGGACGCGCCGUUGUCGUGGAUCAUCGUCGUCAUUAACGACAUUGUUACCUCCAGCGCGCGCGGUGGCGAUACGUCACGUAUGCCGUGUCUCGCAAAGGCGGUCUCUACCUACUCCAUGUGCCGACGGUAGGGCGACAGUGGAGGGGAGGGGGCAGGCCCUUCGGGAACGCAACGAGCCGAGAAGACAACUAGUCGUGCUCAGACAGGCAAGCUGUUAAGUCACGCGGUCGGUUCUGACACUCGAUAGUCCGGUCGUCCAUCCAUCCGCUCGCUCGCUCGCUCGCCGAUUAGUUAUCCGAAUCGCAGUGCGUGCUCGCGCUCUCUUUUGCCUACCUCCGUUCGCGCAUAAUCGCGAUUAUGUCAUAAAUGCGUCGUGUUGUUGACAAUCGUACACUGUACAGGCUCCUUCAGUUUCGCGCUCGUUCAUCGUCGUCGCGUCAGUCGCGUGUGUUUCCGUCCGUCUGUCUGUCUUUAAUCGUGACGGCACCGACAACACCGGUGUUCGCGUUUUCUUUCGGACGGACGUAUUAGCGUAUGUAACGAGAUUCCUAUCUGCAUUGUGCACGGCGAUAAGUUGGAUUACAGUGUGGACGCGAGGAGACAGCGGCUCGAAAAGAGGGGCUUGGUGUGUUUUACUUUGUGACGAAUGUUCUCGCGCACGGAUAUCGACAAUCGUUAUCAUGUUUCGGACGUAGCCUUUGAUCGACCGCGCGAUUUCGACGAAUAUAAACCCGUUUGGUGGUGCGUAAUGAUUCCUCUCGGUAAACCUGUGUGAUCCGUGAGAGAAAAAGAGCGAGCAUAACUGGUGAUCGAUAUUAUUCUACGUGACACGGGGAAACCGGAGAAGUCCGAGUGUGCUUUCCCUCUUCCCGUACACGCGGGGAAGCGCGGCUUCUCCACUUCGCCGUGAUUGUGUCAUUCGUUUGUCUUUCGUUACCGUCGUCUCAACGUCAUUGUCAUCGUCACUGUCGACGGCGACGUCAGCGGGUGCGCCAGGUCUCGCGUUUCGUGCACGUUAACAACUGGCGCAUUGUUGCCAAUCCUCGCCAGCCGGAGAUUGCACUCGCGCGAGCUAAGCGGAUCGAGAACGACGUGUCCCGCAAACGUAAUGGACUCGACAAACCGAGAGAUACGCAAGUGUAAUUUAUCGUUACUCUGAAAUCGGCUGGAUCAGCCUAACAUCUGUAGUGUCUAGCCAGAAAUUCGGCAAAGAGAUCAAGGAACGAACGUUAAAAAGAAAAAGGAAAAAAACCCGAACGAAAAAAAGUACCGUCGUUGUCGCAAGGGCUGCAUCCGAGAGGAGCUCCGAUAGUCGUUUCAUAUAUGUGCCGAUACGCGAGCACGUCCGUCCGUCGUGCGGUGUUUCUCGCGCAAGGGUGAUAUGUUAGUGGAGAUGGAGCAGCAUUCGGGCCUGAUAUCCCUGAACAUGUCACCGUUCCACCUGAGUCCGCAGGGCAGCCCGCAGGCCGCCGGGUCGCAGCAACCCCUGCAGCAACAGCCGCAACCGCAUUACGGCGCGUCGUCUUAUAGCAAUUGCGCGCAGAGUUCGCCAUCGCCCAUAUGCCACCAGCCGCAGCCACAGUCGCAGCAACAACAGCAACAACAACAACAGCAGCAGCAGCAGCAGCAACAACAGCAGCAGCAGCAGCAACAAAUGUCCGUACACAAUCAGGCGGCGCAAUCGCAAGGAAUGUCGGGUUUCGAGGCUGUCUUUUUCGAUAACGCGGCCACCCUCGAGAACCGGUGUCCCAUGUGCAAUAACAAGAAUAUAUCCGGUUAUCAGUACGGUGCUAAUGUACUCACGUGCGAACAUUGUAAAGGUUUCUUCAAGCGCAACAGCUCGCCGUGCAGCGGCAAAAAGGUCUACACGUGUCUCUUCUCCCCUCCGGGGGGUGGCGGCGGCGGCGGCGGUGGUGGUGGUGGCAGCGGUGGUGGCAAUGGCGGUGGCGGCAAUAGCGGUAACGGUGGUAAUGGUAACAACGGCGGUAGUGCUUGCGGCGCGUCCUCGGCGCUUGAGAUUUGCGCCAACAAGAAGGUGUACACGUGUCUGUUCCCGCCAACAGGACCCGGAAGCGGUAACGGCGGCUGCGGCGGUACGUCCACCGGCAUGGAAGGCAACGGCGGCGGCGGAGGCGGUUAUAACACUGGCAACGGCGGAACAACGGCCGGCGGCGGUGGCGGUGGUCCAGGUGCCGGCACUGCCGCUGGCGGCAACGGUCCAGGUACGGGUAACGCCGCGGGAAGUGGCAAUAUCGUCGGCACGAUUCCGACCGGCGGCGGUACCCUCUGCCACCCCGGACUGGUGGGCCAGGUCGGCAUCGUCACCGGUUCGUUGCCGUGCCCAUCCGACUUCCCGGACACCAAGGACAUCGUCAUCGAGGAAUUGUGUCCGGUGUGCGGAGAUAAGGUGUCUGGAUAUCACUACGGUUUACUCACUUGCGAAUCCUGCAAGGGCUUCUUCAAGCGCACCGUCCAGAAUAAGAAGGUCUACACGUGUGUCGCCGAGAGGUCCUGUCACAUCGACAAGACGCAGCGGAAACGGUGUCCCUACUGCCGCUUCCAGAAGUGCCUCGAGGUCGGCAUGAAGCUUGAGGCCGUGCGAGCGGACAGGAUGCGGGGUGGUAGGAACAAAUUCGGGCCCAUGUACAAAAGAGAUCGGGCGCGGAAGCUGCAGCUGAUGCGUCAAAGGCAACUGGCGUUACAGACGAUACGCGGCAGCCUUGGUGAUCCGACCAACUACCCGUCCGCGGUGACGCCGUUGCUGCACAUCAAGCAGGAGAUUCAGAUACCUCAGGUCUCGAGUCUGACCUCGUCGCCGGACUCGAGCCCGUCCCCCGCGACCGUGGCCGCUGGUCUGGUCACGACGCAAGCUGGCGGAGCCGGUCAGCACCAGCUGAUCGCGCCGUCCAGCCAGCCGAACAUCGGCGGCGCCGGCGCCGGCGCCGGCGCCGGUGGCAAUCACCUGCACAACCUGAACCCCGGUCUGGACAGCAAGCUCUGGGCCGCCAACUCCACCACCCCCGGCACGAAGGUCUUCAACUUCGGCGAGCAGUCUGCGCAGUCCCACGGUGGCGGGACCGUGGGCUACGGGCCCAGUCCCGCCGCCACCCUCAAAAGUCCGAUGAUAAGGGACUUCCUGUCAACAAUCGACGACCGCGAGUGGCAAGCGUCGCUCUUUGGACUCUUACAAAACCAGUCGUACAAUCAGUGUGAAGUGGACUUGUUCGAAUUAAUGUGCAAAGUGCUCGACCAGAAUCUGUUCUCGCAGGUGGACUGGGCUAGAAAUUCGACAUUUUUCAAGGAUCUCAAGGUUGACGAUCAAAUGAAGCUGCUACAACACUCUUGGUCGGAUAUGUUAGUACUGGACCAUCUUCAUCAAAGGUUACACAAUAAUCUACCCGACGAGACGACACUUCAUAAUGGUCAAAAAUUUGAUCUCCUUUGUCUCGGCCUACUCGGAGUUCCUGCCUUGGCCGAUCUCUUCAAAGAUCUAUCCAAGAAGCUUCAGGAACUAAAGUUCGACGCCUCCGAUUACAUAUGCAUGAAAUUCCUAAUGCUUCUAAACCACGAUGUCCGUGGGCUAGUAAACAAGAAGCAUGUGCAAGAGGGUCACGACCAGGUUCAACAGACGCUUAUGGAAUACACGCUGGCUUGUUACCCAUCUAUACCGGAUAAAUUUAACAAGCUGGUAGCAGUAUUACCAGAUAUUCACGAGGUGGCAACCAGCGGAGAAGAGCAUCUUUAUCAGAAGCAUUGUAGCGGAGGUGCACCAACGCAAACACUUCUCAUGGAGAUGCUUCACGCCAAGAGGAAAUGAAACGAUCGAUUUCUCCUGUUUUAAAGAUGUAUCCGUGGAAAAUUACCCCUGUUGAUGGAUACAAGCGCAGGGAAACAGUAAGCAAGAUGCCUUGAAAACAGUACAAAGGGUGGUUAAACAAAAAAUAUUGGUCAAAGGGCAGGCAACUUUUGUCUAAAUAAGUAAAGCUAUUUUUCUAAUACUUAGAGGCGAAUUUAUUUUUAAGCAUACCACUGAAGCCUUGCUCUCACUCGAACGAAAUAUAUUGUACCGCUAAAGAGAAUUGAAGUCUCUCUCCAGAUCAAUUGUGCUUCUGCAAGGGAUUUAAUGGGCAUACUUGAAUGACAGUGAACUUGCAUGUGAUAUACAUAUGUGUUUGUCGCACGGCCAUCUUGGCAUCCAUAGAAUUUUCUAUAAAAGAAUCUGCAUUUUGCCACACUUGCACACAGCAGGGCUACUAUAUUGUAAAUACUAGUUAACACAUUCCAAUUAUGUUGUAAAGUAUGUAUCAUGUUACACAUGUAAUUACAAUAUUUUGUGUAUAGUUGAAUAAUGAAAUGAAAUAAAUAUAUUUCUGUUGCUUACUUGAGGAAAAAUCAUUAGCUACUUAAUGUCUUCACUAAUUUUAGGAUCUUAUUCAUGUAUUUCUCCUUAUUAUUUUUUAAAUAGGUGGCGGACAGGAAUAACUACACAAAUUGCGAUAUUUUACUAUUGUAUGUUGUAUCAUAAUAAAGAUUCUGUUUAAGAAAUAAAAGAAUCAUUGGAGCAAGGUUUAUGUGGUCCUAUAUUGUCUAGCGAUUAAUUCUAAAUACAUAAGAUAACAUUAAUCGUAUCACAGUUGUUAAAUAGAGAAAUAUUUAGUAAAUGUUAAGGUAGCGAUCGAAAGUAGUAAUUUUUCACUAAUAGAUUAUUGAAUAUUAUUAAUUAUUACUAUUAUUAUUGUUUAGCCAAUAGUCAGAAAUUCUUCAGUGCUGUGAAGGUUGUCUCUUCGACGCCUGUGGUAUCAAAGCCAUUGGAAAUUAUAUUGUGUCAGAUGCAAAGCUUAAACGUGACAAUAAAGACAGAAAUCUUUCCUCGCACUGGUAGACUGGUAAAAUUAUACUCGUUGCGACUCCUCUUGUUUUUAUUCACGUAUCAAACACGUACCUGCUGCAAAAAAUGCUAUUUUACUACUUUCACUUUUUCCACCGAUUUUUCGUGAUACAUUUAACUAGGUGUAAACGACUUGUUGACAAGUGCAAAACUCGAUGUCACAGUAGAUUUAAGAAUCGAGUGUUAAAUCAAAUCAAGAAGAGCGGUAACGAGUAUUAUUACCACGGACGUAAGCAUUUUAUUGCAGGUAUCGCAUGUACUUAUCGCGUGAGUAAAGAUUUGUGUCCGACUUCUGUCAAGUUUGACUUUAUAGAAUAUGCUAAUGUUCCCAAAUUUUCAAAUCGUCCAGUUCUUCACAUUGAACAUGAUCGGAAAUAGUCUAAGGCUUGUCAUUGUUCUCAUCUACAGUGCCCCAUUGAAAAAAAAAAAAA
Messenger RNA from Linepithema humile (Argentine ant), 6962 nucleotides. RefSeq names its product ftz transcription factor 1 (gene ftz-f1). Gene Ontology annotation, molecular function: nuclear receptor activity; zinc ion binding; RNA polymerase II cis-regulatory region sequence-specific DNA binding. Gene Ontology annotation, biological process: hormone-mediated signaling pathway; tissue development; regulation of transcription by RNA polymerase II. The record is from RefSeq and is a predicted model, not a curated record. NCBI's taxonomy places the organism in Eukaryota, Metazoa, Arthropoda, Insecta, Hymenoptera, Formicidae. Gene Ontology annotation, cellular component: RNA polymerase II transcription regulator complex.